Messenger RNA from Trifolium pratense (red clover), 3976 nucleotides. RefSeq names its product sodium/hydrogen exchanger 8. The record is from RefSeq and is a predicted model, not a curated record. Gene Ontology annotation, cellular component: membrane; chloroplast envelope. Gene Ontology annotation, biological process: proton transmembrane transport. Gene Ontology annotation, molecular function: sodium:proton antiporter activity. The transcript is spliced from 22 exons. Lineage: Eukaryota; Viridiplantae; Streptophyta; Magnoliopsida; Fabales; Fabaceae. The coding region runs from base 131 to 3715 and encodes 1194 amino acids.
CCAAAGAUACACACGAGUAUAUUAUAUAUAUAGGAUGCUUUGCCUAUGGUAUAGGGAAUGAACGGAUCCUAGGUAAUAGUUUUAGUCAACCAACACUUCAUUUUAUCAACAUCCUCUUAUUUUGUUUUCAAUGGCGGUGUUGACAGAAGAAUCACUACUUACUUACAGAAUCAUGGAGGAACAACAACAAAAACCACUUUCCUUUUCACUUUCCCUUUCUGCUCCUUCAGCUUCUGCUUCUUCACCUUCUGCUUCAGAAAAUCAUUCAAAUCCAUCAGAUGCAGUUAUUUUCUUUGGUCUUAGUCUUGCUCUUGGAAUUGCUUGCAGACACCUUUUGCGUGGGACUAAAGUCCCUUACACUGUUGCUUUGCUCAUCCUUGGCAUUGCUCUUGGAUCCUUAGAAUAUGGUACUCAUCAUCGGCUGGGAAAGAUUGGGGAUGGAAUUCGUCUUUGGUCUGAGAUUGAUCCAGAGCUCCUGUUAGCCGUUUUUCUUCCUGCUCUCCUUUUUGAGAGCUCAUUCUCAAUGGAAGUUCACCAAAUUAAGAGAUGUAUUGCACAAAUGAUCAUACUAGCUGGUCCAGGUGUUGUGAUUUCAACCAUUUUUCUUGGAUCUAUGUUGAAGUUUACUUUUCCAUAUAACUGGAGUUGGAAAACAUCGCUGUUGCUUGGGGGACUUCUGAGUGCAACUGAUCCUGUUGCAGUUGUUGCCUUGUUGAAAGACCUUGGUGCCAGCAAAAAAUUAAGCACGAUAAUUGAAGGGGAGUCCUUAAUGAAUGAUGGGACGGCUAUUGUGGUUUAUACCCUUUUCUAUCGGAUGGUUCUUGGAGAGACCUUCAACUGGGUUGCCAUAAUUAAAUUUCUAGCACAAGUUUCACUUGGAGCUGUAGGAAUUGGCCUUGCUUUCGGGAUUGCAUCUGUUUUAUGGCUUGGGUUUAUUUUUAAUGAUACAGUGAUUGAGAUUUCUUUAACACUUGCUGUUAGCUACAUUGCCUACUUCAUUGCUCAAGAGAGUGCGGAUGUCUCUGGUGUUUUGACAGUGAUGUCAUUGGGAAUGUUCUAUUCUGCGUUUGCAAGGACAGCUUUUAAGGGUGAAAGUCAACAAAGCUUACAUCACUUUUGGGAAAUGAUUGCUUAUAUUGCUAAUACAUUAAUUUUCAUUUUGAGUGGAGUUGUUAUAGCUGAAGGAAUACUUAGUGAUGAAACAGUUUUCUCUCAUGGAAAAUCAUGGAUCUACCUCUUUCUUCUCUAUGCCUAUGUUCAAGUGUCUCGAUGCAUUGUUGUUGGAGCAUUAUUUCCCUUUCUAAGAUAUUUUGGAUAUGGUUUGGAUUGGAAAGAAGCUAUUAUUCUCAUCUGGUCUGGGUUGCGAGGAGCAGUUGCCUUGUCACUUUCACUAUCGGUUAAGCGUUCAAGUGGCAGAUCAAUUGAAUUGACUCCAGAGACAGGAACAAUGUUUGUUUUCUUCACUGGUGGAAUUGUGUUUUUAACACUUAUAGUGAAUGGUUCAACCACACAGUUCAUAUUACAAUUCCUUGGCAUGAAUAAGUUAUCAUCAGCUAAGAGACGUAUCCUUGAGUUUACAAAGUAUGAAAUGGUUAACAAAGCAUUAGAGGCUUUUGGUGAACUUGGAGAUGAUGAGGAACUUGGGCCUGCUGACUGGCCCACAGUGAAGAGAUACAUUUCCUGCUUAAAUGACAUUGAAGGUGAAUGUGUUCAUCCUCAUGGUGCAUCUGAAAGUGACAAUAACUUAGACCCUAUGAAUUUGAAAGACAUACGAGUACGCCUUCUGAAUGGUGUCCAAGCUGCUUACUGGGAGAUGCUUGAUGAAGGGAGAAUUACUCAAACAACAGCCAAUAUCUUAAUGCUAUCAGUGGAGGAAUCAAUAGAUUUGGCUUCAUCUGAACCCCUAUGUGACUGGAAAGGUUUAAAAUCUAAUGUUAACUUCCCAAGUUACUACAAGUUCCUCCAAUCAAGCAUGUUCCCACCGAAGUUAGUUACAUACUUCACUGUGGAAAGGUUGGAGUCAGCAUGUUAUAUUUGUGCUGCAUUUCUUCGUGCCCACAGAAUUGCUCGGCAACAAUUACAUGAUUUUAUAGGGGACAGUGACAUUGCUUCUGCUGUCAUCGGUGAAAGUGUUGUGGAGGGAGAAGAAGCACGAAAGUUCCUAGAAGAUGUUAAUUUAACAUACCCUCAGGUUUUACGUGUUGUAAAGACAAGGCAAGCAACAUAUGUAGUGCUAAAUCAUUUACUUGAAUAUGUUCAAAACCUUGAGAAGGCUGGCAUAUUAGAAGAGAAAGAGAUGCUACAUCUACAUGAUGCUGUCCAGGUACCUUGUGGUGUUAUUUAUUUCUCUGUUAAUCUUUUAUUUAUGAUUCGCUCUUCUGAUAUCUAUAGUUGGGUUGGUCAGCUAUUAAUUGAUUCUUUUAAUUUUCAGACUGAUUUAAAGAAAUUACUUAGAAACCCUCCUUUGGUUAAGCUUCCUAAAAUAAGUAAUAUACAUCCUAUGUUGGAUGCUCUGCCGUCUACAGUUCGUGGAACACUUGUAAGUGGUAUAAAGGAAACAAUGAAAUUGCGUGGCUUGACACUUUACAAGGAAGGUGCCAAAUCAAAUGGCAUUUGGCUAAUUUCUAAUGGGGUGGUGAAGUGGGAAAGCAAGAUGAUUAAAAGCAAGCAUCCUUUUUAUCCAACUUUUACGCAUGGUAGCACAUUGGGUCUUUAUGAAGUGCUGAGUGGAAGACCAUAUAUCUGUAAUGUUGUCACAGAUUCCAUCGUAUUGUGCCUUUUUGUUGAUGCAAAUAAGAUAAUUUCAUGUCUCAAAUCUGACCCUUCAAUGGAAGACUUCCUCUGGCAGGAAAGUGCUAUUUUCCUUUCCAAACUAUUGCUUCCCCAGAUAUUUGAGAAACGAACGGUGCAAGAUUUAAGAGCUCUUAUUGCUGAAAGAUCUGAAAUGACCAUGUAUAUACGAGGGGAAACAAUUGAAAUACCUUCUCAUUCAGUUGCCUUCUUACUGGAAGGAUAUGUUAAAACUCAAGGUCGUCAAGAACUGGUAACCGCACCAGCAGCUCUGGUUCCUUCGCAUGGGAAUCGAAGCUUCCAAAAUUUGUCAAUAUCAGGUAUUAAGGAGGCUAGUUUUAUUCAUCAAGGAUCUUGUUAUCUGGUUGAAACUAGAGCAAGGGUAAUCGUGUUUGACAUUGCUGCAUUUGAGCCUGAUACUGCUCUUGUUAGAAAGCCAAGUUCACGGUCAUCACACGCCAUGGAUCAUCCUUAUAGAUCUUUCCGUAAAGAACAUAGUGGCCUUAUGAGUUGGCCUGAACAUUUCUACGCGCAGAAUCAGCAUAAACAAAACUCCGAACAUCAAAGCAAUAGUUUGUCUGCAAGGGCAAUGCAGCUGAGCAAAUAUGGUAGCAUGGUGGACUUUCCACGUUCGAGUAGAAGUUUGUUAACCAAUCGCUCUAGACCACCGCCUCAAAGUUUGUCAUAUCCAACCUUUGUGCCACAUCAAGCUCGUCCACUUGGUUUAGUCAAAUCCGAAGGAGCUGCAACUAGCAAAAAUAAUAUUGGAGUGAAAGGUUUCAUGCAAGAUGUUGCGAAUCUCCCUUCACAAAGCACAGAUCGAAGAGUACAUCAUGAAGAUGAUUCAAGUGAUGAUUCUGCUAUUGAAGAAGAUAUUAUUGUCAGGAUUGAUUCACCAAGCACACUAUCUUUUCGCCAAUCAUGAGCAGAAUAGGUGAAGAAUCUGUUGUGAUUAUAAGUUUGUGUAAUAAAUGUUGCCUGUGUCAGGAACAUUAUACUGUAUACAUAGGAAACAGGCCGUUAGAUAACACCAUUAGUCAUGAAAGCUCUCAAAGUUUAUUGUAUUAUAAAAUAAAAAAUAAGCAAUAGUUGUUGCUCAAAUUUUUUAAAGUUGUCCUGAAAAUUUGUUAUAAAAUCAGAAACUUCAGAACAUCUUCAAACUUGUUCUCAUAGUCUGUUAUUUGGA